Messenger RNA from Thunnus maccoyii (southern bluefin tuna), 3657 nucleotides. RefSeq names its product integrin, alpha 6b (gene itga6b). Gene Ontology annotation, biological process: cell-matrix adhesion; cell adhesion mediated by integrin; leukocyte migration. The record is from RefSeq and is a predicted model, not a curated record. The transcript has 25 exons. Gene Ontology annotation, cellular component: integrin complex; external side of plasma membrane. NCBI's taxonomy places the organism in Eukaryota, Metazoa, Chordata, Actinopteri, Scombriformes, Scombridae. Bases 101 to 3358 code for a protein of 1085 amino acids. Gene Ontology annotation, molecular function: integrin binding.
AGUGGACAACAUUCAACCUUCCAGCAUUCAGUCAGCUCCUCUUGCACAGAGGACUUACCUUACACCAGUUUAAGGGAGUUUUUGUAUCCGAUUUCACUUCAUGGAGGGCAGGAUCAUCUGUGGACUGUGGCUGCUUGUCUUUAUCUCGGGAUGCGGGCGGCUGUCGGCUUUCAACCUGGACACCGAGAAUGUCCUGCGGAAGAGCGGGGAUCCGGACAGCCUGUUCGGCUUCUCUCUCGCCAUGCACCGGCAGCUUGUGCCGGAGGAUAAGAGAAUGCUGCUGGUUGGUGCCCCGAGAGCAAAGGCCUUGAAUAGACAGAAAGCUAAAGUGACAGGAGGACUCUACAGCUGUGACAUGAGCUCCAACUCCGCUGAUUGCAACAGAGUUAACUUUGACAAUGAUGAGGAUUUAACAAGAGAAAGCAAAGAGAACCAGUGGAUGGGAGUGACAGUAAACAGUCAGGGGCCAGGAGGCAAGAUUGUGACCUGUGCCCAUCGGUACCAGCGCAGAGCCAAUGUGAACACAGGCAUCGAAUCCCGCGACAUUAUCGGCCGUUGCUAUGUGUUGAGUCAGGAUUUGACAAUCAAGCCUGAAUCAAGUGAAGACGGAGGUAGCUGGCAUUUCUGUGAGAGCCGGCACCGAGGCCAUGAGAUGUUCGGCUCCUGCCAGCAGGGCCUCUCAGCCACAUUCGACAAGGACUACCACUACCUCAUCUUUGGGGCUCCUGGAGCAUACAAUUGGAAAGGCGUGGUACGCCUGGAACAAAAGAACGAAACCCUCUUAGAUGAGGGCAUUUAUGACGAUGGUCCUUUUGAAGCAGGAGAUGAAAAUGAGAAGAACCCCGACCUGGUGCCUGCCCCUCCCAACAGUUACCUGGGCUUCUCUCUGGACUCGGGGAAGAGUCUGACCAACAAAGGCCAGCUGACGGUGGUGGCGGGAGCUCCCAGAGCGAACCACAGUGGAGCAGUGGUGCUGCUGAAGAAAGGCUCGGCAACAAGCAACAUCCUACUGGAAGAGUACACCCUGGAAGGGGAGGGACUAGCGUCAUCUUUUGGCUAUGAUCUGGCCGUGCUGGAUCUCAACAAGGACGGAUGGCAGGACAUAGUGGUGGGAGCACCUCAGUACUUUGAGAAGGACAAAGAAAUUGGAGGAGCCGUCUACGUCUAUCUCAACAAAGCUGGAAACUGGAACAAAGUCACACCCAUCAGAAUAGACGGACCUCAGGACUCCAUGUUUGGCCUGUCUGUGGAAAACCUGGGAGACAUCAAUCAGGAUGGUUACCAUGAUUUUGCAGUGGGAGCUCCUUAUGCAGAUGAUGGUGCAGGGAAAGUUUACAUCUACCAUGGAUCAGCCACAGGAUUCAAGUCUGAAAAAGCACAGGAAUUAUCUGGCAAGCCUUCAGGAGUGAGGCUGUUUGGCUACUCUCUUGCAGGCAACAUGGACCUGGAUAAGAACUUCUACCCCGACCUGGCUGUUGGAUCCCUCUCAGACUCCAUCUUUGUCUAUAGAGCUCGUCCUGUUAUCAACAUCAAGAAGGACAUCCAGGUCUCACCGAAGGAAAUUGAUCUCACUAAGAAAAACUGUGGCAACACCGUCUGCUUGGAAGUUAAGGCGUGCUUCUCCUACUCUGCCAACCCCAAGAGUUACGCUCCCAAACUGACGGUGGCUUACACCCUUGAGGUGGAUGCUGACCACAGGAAGCGUAGUCUUAAUCCCAGGGCGACCUUCACCUCGUCCUCCGCCUCGGAUCCCACCUACGAGUCCAAAGGGACCAUCACCUUGAACGGCAAAGGAAAGGAACAGUGUGUCACACGUCAGCUUUCCAUACAGGAAAAUAUUCGAGACAAGCUGCGUGGAAUCCCCAUCGAUGUGUCUGUGGAUAUCCAGGACGCCAAACGUAAACGCAGACAGAGUUCAACUCCUCAGGUGUCACCUGUCCUCGAUGCCAAUGAGCCAAUGACAACUCGUUCAGAGGUGAAUUUCCUGAAGGAAGGUUGUGGCAACGACAAUAUUUGUCAGAGCAACUUGCAGUUGAGUUAUCGCUACGGCCACAGAUCACCUGAUGGUGAAAGCUUCAAUCCAUUAACAUCGGGGAAGGAUGUGCCGGUGAUCUCACUCAGUGACCAGAAGGACAUCACCCUGGAGGUGAACGUGACCAAUCUGAAUGGUGAUGAUGCAUAUGAAGCAUCAGUGGUUGCUUCCUUCCCACGUGCCGUCACAUACUCUGCAUUCCGCAGUCUCUCGCAAGAAGUAUCUUGCAGCGCCAAUAAAAAUGGUUCAAUGGUUGAUUGUGACCUUGGAAACCCCUUCAAACGUGACGCAAAGACAACCUUCUACAUUAUACUGGGUACAGCAGGCAUCUCUCUCAACACUACUGAACUGGAGAUUGAUCUUCAGCUACAAACGACCAGUGAACAGCAGAAAAUGGCCCCUAUCAAAGCAAAGGCAAAGGUGGCCAUUGUGUUGCAGCUGUCUGUAUCAGGACAAGCCCAGCCAUCUCAGGUCUACUUUACAGGAGAGGUCAAAGGUGAGAGUGACAUGAAGACUGAAAGUGACAUUGGCAGUGCCAUUACACACCAGUUCAGAAUAAUCAACCUGUUAAAGCGCUUGACGGACUUUGGCACCGCCACCCUCGACAUCGAGUGGCCAAAGGAGACAUUGGACGGGAAGUGGCUGCUCUACCUGAUGAAGAUCAGCUCCACAGGUGUGGAUCAGGUCGAGUGCACUCCUAAAAAAGAGAUCAACCAUCUCAAUGUGAAAAGUAUCUCCAGGACAAGAAGAUCCACGGAAAACACCCAGGGAAAUGAGGAGGGCUCUAUUUCACGUUUACUUGACAAGAAGACAUCUAAAACUCUGUCAUGUGAGGAUGGGGCCAAAUGUGUGACGAUAAGAUGCCCCCUGCGGGGCCUGGAGAGUAAUGCAGUCUUCACUUUCAACUCUCGCCUCUGGAACAGCACCUUCAUAGAGGAUUUCUCUAAGUUUCAUCAUGUGGAGGUGAUAGUGAAAGCCUCUCUGCACAUUGAUAGCACAACAAAGAACACGGUGCUGGAAAAUGCUGUGACAAAGGUUAGACUGACUGUGUUCCCAGAGAGGCGUGCAGCCCAGUAUGGAGGAGUGCCAUGGUGGAUCAUCGUGUUGUCCAUCCUGCUAGGGCUGCUGUUGCUGGGCCUGCUGGCUUUCCUUCUCUGGAAGUGUGGCUUUUUUAAGCGUGCCAAAUAUGAAGAAAAGGUUCCCAGUUACAAUGCUGUUCGGAUCAAACGGGAGGAGAGAGCUGUAAACCCUGGGAAUGGUAAAUGGGAAAAUCUGGAAAAGAAGCCCUGGAUGACAACCUGGCAUGACAAUGAACAUUAUUCUUAACAACCAACGAAAUCUGACUCCGCACAGAUUCCUGUCGCUUAUUGAUGAACUCCCAGUUUCUCUGAUUUUUGCUGCCCUGUCUCUGCACAGCGCUCAAAGAAAAUCAUUUGUUUAAAAACAUUUGUAAUACUAAAUACUUGAUCGGACAUUCUGCUUCAGGGCCUGAUUUAAUUUUAAAGACUGUAUGAAUCACUGGAAGGAGAGGUGCAGUGUGGGAGAUGGUCCUGCACAACUACUGUCUGUCAGAUCUUUGGAGCUUGUUUUGUACAUGUACUACAUUCACAGUGUUGACUGGGGGA